CCCCGCCUGUGAGGGCGGGGUGGUAUCGCCGCCGCGCAUGCGCAAAGGUCCUUGCUGGUGGGACCCCGAGAAGACGCCAUGAGUAUGCUACGGCUUCAGAAGCGGCUGUCAGCCAGCGUGCUGCGCUGUGGAAAGAAGAAGGUCUGGCUGGACCCCAACGAAACAAACGAGAUCGCAAACGCAAACUCAAGGCAGCAGAUCCGCAAGUUGAUUAAGGAUGGCUUGAUCAUCCGCAAACCGGUGGCGGUGCACUCGCGUGCACGCUGCCGCAAGAACCUGGAGGCGCGGCGCAAGGGUCGGCACAUGGGCUACGGUAAGCGCAAGGGUACAGCCAACGCCCGUAUGCCAGAGAAGCUGGUGUGGAUGCGGCGCAUGCGGAUUCUGCGCCGUCUCCUGCGCAAGUACCGUGAGGCCAAGAAGAUCGAUCGCCACAUGUACCACAAUCUGUACCUGAAAGUGAAAGGUAACGUGUUCAAGAACAAGCGCAUUCUGAUGGAGCACAUCCACAAGAUGAAGGCUGACAAGGCCCGCAAGAAGCUCCUCGCUGACCAGGCAGAGGCUCGUCGCUCCAAGACAAAGGAAGCACGCAAGCGCCGUGAGGAGCGCCUCCUGGCCAAGAAGGAGGAGAUCCUGAAGACUCUGUCCAAGGAGGAGGAGAGCUCCAAGAAGUGAGCCUUCCCUGCUGGGGAGGUCAACUCGCAUCAUCAACCUUGUAUCUUCUUGUCAGUCAAUAAACUAUGAAAACCCCA
This is a messenger RNA of Lethenteron reissneri (Far Eastern brook lamprey), 749 nucleotides long. RefSeq names its product ribosomal protein L19 (gene RPL19). Gene Ontology annotation, biological process: translation. Lineage: Eukaryota; Metazoa; Chordata; Hyperoartia; Petromyzontiformes; Petromyzontidae. The record is from RefSeq and is a predicted model, not a curated record. Gene Ontology annotation, cellular component: ribosome; cytosolic large ribosomal subunit. Gene Ontology annotation, molecular function: RNA binding; structural constituent of ribosome.